CUUGACUUGUUUUCUUUGUUUGUCAUGUCAUCUCUCGAGGAUCUAUUUGGAAAGCUGGCCAUGACCACUGUGACCACAGUGUCACGAAUUGCUCUCAGUCAUGCCACGAAUGCAGCCAUUCGUAACGUCACCACCUAUAUCACUCAACAACCCAAAAGCAAAGAAAAGUCUAGCGAAUUAGAGCCUUUACAACGACAGCUUGAUCUAAAGAUAAAGAACCUAAAGCCGACAUUGGAUAUCAUUGCCCGCAGUGUAGCAGAUGGCAACACAGAUCUUGAGCCAGCACUGGAGAUGUGUAACUACUUGGAGCGAGAUAUUAAUCAGUUUUCAGUCGAAACCGCUCAAAAUAACCUGAAAGCUGACUACAUUACAUUGCGCCUCAAGCAGGUUCUGGCCAAUGUUGACGACGUGGUCCCUUUUCUUCAUCUUGCUCUCAGAAGCUUCGAGGCUACUACUGGGAAGGAUCAAGUUUCGAGCUCAAAACUCAUCCAGGCUUCUUACUGUGUUGAGGCAGCCAAGCCAAAGGCUUCCCAACCCAGACCUGUCUUUUGUCUCAAGCUUUAUUCUCUCUUUGCUGCAAAUGCUCGAUCUGCCGAAAAGACGGCAUUCACAUGGAAAGAAGAGUUUCACAAAUGUAGUCUGGAGCUUCAAUCGCACGGAUCUGGUAUUGAUUACCAGCUAGUAAUCAAAGAGGAUCUAGACGAUGGACUUUAUCACGAGGAACUUGGGGAGAGCCAGAAGAAGGAAAAGACAUUGAAAGGAAAGACAUUGGUUUUAGAUGUGAGCAAAGUAAAGCGGAUGUAUUACACACAAAGCGGAGAGCUUUUGAACAUCGAGGAUGCCAAGACUCCUGUACUUGUCCUUAAGGUCAAGAAGACAGCUGAAGAUGAGCAUGGACAAAUAAAAGCAAUUGAAACUAAACCGGAAAUUGGACAAGAAGAACUCCAGGAUGCGGAUUGGUAUGCCUUUGAGCUGUGGACUGAUGGAGACAAUAAUGAAGAUGAUGAUGAAGAUGAUGAAGAUCGCAAAGAAGAUAAGAAGACCAAUGAACAGCGCGAAUCCCGGUUCCCAUCAUCUCUUUUACUGCUCGAAUCGGCUAUCCGUCUUGCUUUACUUGGAACUACGGAGCAGAUAGACCAUCUUGCUGCUUCAGAUGAACUUAUUAAUCUUUAUAUGGUAUAAAGUACACCUGGUUCCUAAAUGAAACUGGUUUAUGUUUACUUGGUAAAAUGUGGAAUAUUCUACUGCCUAAACAAUAAACACUUGUAUAUAU
Molecule: messenger RNA, 1273 nt
Organism: Phycomyces blakesleeanus NRRL 1555(-)
Lineage: Eukaryota; Fungi; Mucoromycota; Mucoromycetes; Mucorales; Phycomycetaceae
Exons: 3
Coding region: 25-1182 (385 amino acids)
Cellular component (GO): cytoplasm; nucleus
Molecular function (GO): GTPase regulator activity
Source: RefSeq, a predicted model, not a curated record